This is a messenger RNA of Hemisphaericaspora subhashii, 1086 nucleotides long. RefSeq lists its product as uncharacterized. The transcript has 3 exons. The record is from RefSeq and is a predicted model, not a curated record. Lineage: Eukaryota; Fungi; Ascomycota; Pichiomycetes; Serinales; Debaryomycetaceae. Bases 1 to 1086 code for a protein of 361 amino acids.
AUGUUGGACUCUGGCAACGAUAGGGGACAUAACAUUUUGACUUUGUCUUACAAUGCAGAAUUAACUAACAAGACCCCAGUAUAUGCAAAACCACCUAGAGGUUAUGUCCCAAAAGGUUUUGAGGUUCCAGAAGGUAAAUGUUGGAAGUUGAAGAAAUCACUUUACGGAUUAAAGCAGAGUGGUUUUGAAUGGUAUACACAUUUCACUAAAAUUCUAUUGGAUAUGAAAAUGAAACAAUGUCAUGAUGAAAAGGCUAUGUUCCAUUACGAGACGAAGAAAGGUACGAAACUGAUCGUUGCUUUAUACGUUGAUGAUGUACUUAUCGCUGCUUCAAAUGAAAAAAUGAUCCAAAAAUUUGUGCUGUUAUUGGAAGACAAAUUUGACUUAAAGUAUUUUGGAGAAGUUUCAGAAUACCUCGGAACUACAUUUAAGAAAACAGAACAAGGGUAUGAAAUACACCAAGAAAAAUAUGUCAAUGAUGUGGUUCAAAGAUUCAAACUUGAUGAAAUUACACACGAUAAACGCAUACCAUGGAUCCCGAAGGAAUAUUCACGAGACAAAGUCGUUAAAUCCACAGAUAAAGAAAAUGAUUUCCAAAAAGUAGAGCCACCUGAGCCAUUAAGUGAAACUGAGAAGAAAGCAUUUAUGAAGGGAGUUGGGACAUUGAACUGGUUGGUACUAAACACGAGAGCUGAUUUGUCAUAUCCAGUUGAAGAUUUUGAAAAAGCAAUACAAGCAAACUGGGGAGCAAUUAAAGAACAUCGACGUCAACUCACGGCAGCAGAAGAGGCAAGAAUCGCCGACGAACUUACCGAAGCUUUACAUAAGGAACCUCCCGAUCCAGUCGAAGAUCUCCAACAGGAACUCAACAAAAAUCAUGGUUUAAUCCGCCAAGCUCGAAUAAAAGCUGUAGCAGAUGAAGAAGCUAGAAUUGCUGAAGCACUCCUUACUAAUUCUAAUGAUGAAGGUGACAUAAUUUCUGAACUCGAUAAAGAAUUAGCAGAAAUUAGGGGAGAAGAGACCCACAUCAUAAAACACGUGGACACUGAUUCAAAACCGGAGAGUAAGGCAACCCAUUAUAAAUGA